Messenger RNA from Batrachochytrium dendrobatidis JAM81, 3241 nucleotides. RefSeq lists its product as uncharacterized. Lineage: Eukaryota; Fungi; Chytridiomycota; Chytridiomycetes; Rhizophydiales. Bases 29 to 3193 code for a protein of 1054 amino acids. Gene Ontology annotation, biological process: retrograde vesicle-mediated transport, Golgi to endoplasmic reticulum; intra-Golgi vesicle-mediated transport; endoplasmic reticulum to Golgi vesicle-mediated transport. Gene Ontology annotation, cellular component: COPI vesicle coat. Gene Ontology annotation, molecular function: protein binding; structural molecule activity. The record is from RefSeq and is a predicted model, not a curated record. The transcript has 13 exons.
CUUUUCUGAUAGUGUUAUUGUCUUGAAUAUGCCUCUCAGACUCGAUAUCAAGAGAAAACUAUCCAAUCGCUCAGACCGAGUCAAGGCCGUGGAUUAUCACCCAACUGAACCUUGGCUUCUGGUUGCGCUUUACAAUGGCUCUGUUCAUAUUUGGAACUAUGAAACACAGGCUCUUGUCAAGACAUUCGAAGUGUCUGAACUCCCAGUUCGUACCGCCAAGUUUAUUGCUAGGAAAUCAUGGAUUGUUACUGGUUCUGACGAUAUGCAAAUUCGAGUAUUCAACUACAACACCCAUGAACGAGUCAUCUCGUUUGAUGCACACGCUGAUUUCAUUCGAAUGAUUGCUGUGCAUCACACUUUACCAUAUCUCAUAUCUGCUUCAGAUGACUAUUUUAUCAAACUUUGGGAUUGGGAAAAAGGCUGGCGCAACAUUAUGACCUUUGAGGGACAUACGGAUUUAGUUAUGCAUGUGGCAUUCAACCCCAAAGAUAGCAACACUUUUGCUAGUGCUUCCAUGGAUCGCACAAUAAAGAUAUGGUCGCUUGGAUCUCGCGUUCCAAAUUAUACAUUGGACGGGCACAAGAGCGGUGUCAAUUGUCUUGACUACUAUCAUGGAAGUGACAAACCAUAUCUUGUCUCUGGAGCCGAUGACAAAACUGUCAAAAUUUGGGACUAUCAGAACAAGUCUUGCGUGCAGACCCUUGAUGGACAUACCAACAAUGUUUCUAUCGUGUGUUUCCACCCCGAACUUCCUAUUAUUGUCAGUGGUAGUGAAGACGGCACUGUGCGUAUCUGGCAUGCAAACACGUAUCGUUUAGAAAACACUCUCAACUACGGCAUGGAGCGUGUAUGGGCAGUUGCCUACCUCAAGGGCAGUAACGAUCUUGCAUUUGGUUACGAUGAAGGCACAAUUGCCAUUAAGCUGGGUCGUGAAGAACCAGCUGUUAGUAUGGAUGCCAGUGGAAAAAUCAUUUGGGCUCGCCAUUCUGAGAUUCAGACCUCCAAUAUCAAGGCAUCUGGCGAAGAGGUUCAUCUUGAAGAUGGCGAGCAGGUGAUUCUUCCUGUCAAGGAUCUUGGUAGCUGUGAAAUUUACCCACAGACACUUCAGCAUAGUCCGAAUGGCCGAUUUGUGGUUGUAUGCGGUGAUGGUGAAUAUAUCAUAUAUACGGCUCUUGCAUGGCGCAAUAAAAGCUUUGGACAGGCACUCGAGUUUGUAUGGGCCAUGGAUUCCAAUGAAUAUGCUAUUCGCGAGUCAUCAUCUAGCGUCAGACUAUUCAAAUCAUUCAAGGAAAAACCCGUAAGCAUCCGACCCAGUUAUGGAGCUGAAGCUAUUUUUGGCGGUGCAUUAUUGGGUGUGCGUAGUAGCUCGUUUUUAAUCUUUUAUGACUGGGAAACUGCACUUCCAGUCCGUCGUGUGGACGCUGCUGUCCGUAAUGUGCUUUGGUCAGAGUCUGAUCUUGUAGCCAUUGCCAGUGAAGAGUCGUUUUAUGUUCUCAGAUUUAACCGAUCUGCCUAUCAAGCCCACAUUGAAAGCGGCGCUCAGGUUCAAGAGGAUGGAUUUGAAGCUGCCUUUGAAUUCGUUACUGAGAUUUCCGAGAGUGUUCGGACUGGCUGCUGGGUCGGUGAUUGUUUCAUCUACACCAACGUAGCAAACCGACUCAACUAUGUUGUUGGAGGACAAGUGGCUACACUGUCACAUUUUGAUAACAACAUGUACCUCCUCGGUUAUAUUCCUCGUGACAACCGCAUCUAUAUUUGCGACAAGAACCUUGCUGUCAUGAGCUAUUCAUUGCCACUUUCGUUGAUUGAAUAUCAAACUGCAGUGAUCAGAAACGACAUGGAGCAUGCUGCUCGUGUGCUACCAUCAGUUCCUGUUGACCAGCACAAUCGUAUUGCUCGCUUCCUUGAAGGUCGUGGGCUUAAAGAAGAGGCCCUUCACGUUUCGACCGAUACGGAGCACAAAUUUGAAUUGGCAGUCCAACUUGGACACCUUGAUAUUGCGUACGAGAUUGCCAAGACAGCCGCGCAUGAUCAAAAGUGGAAGACCAUUGGCGAUGCUGCGCUUUCUGCAUGGAAAUUUGGACUGGCAGAAGAAUGCUUGCAUCGUGCUCGGGAUUUUGAAGGUUUAUUAAUGAUUUAUCAGACAUCUGGUAAUGCAACAGGAUUGGCAGAGUUGGCCACCAUGGCGGUUGAAGCUGGAUCCAACAAUAUUGCAUUCGUAUGCUUUCUUUUGCUUGGUCAGACCGAGCAAUGUGUUGAUCUUUUGAUCCAUACUGGUCGUAUUCCUGAAGCAGCAUUAUUUGCGCGCACCUAUGCACCUAGCCAGAUCAAUCGUGUUGUUGCGUUGUGGAAAGCAUCUUUGGAAAGUCAGGGUAAACACAAGUCGGCUGAAGCACUUGCCGAACCCACUCGCUAUCCAAAUCUCUUUUCUGAUUUUGAAUAUGGCUUGACUGCGGAAAUGGGUUUUAAGCGUCGUCGUGAUCGUGGACUUGUUUCGGCUGGAGAGUAUGUUGAAUGGAAGGAUUCGCUGGACUGGGAUGUGAUUGGCCAAAUCAAAGAGCGAUAUCCCAAUGGAAUUCCGCCAGAACUGAGUCAGCAGCAGCCAUCAGCUUUAACAUCUCCUGAUGGACUUGGUUCGCAGAGUGCACAGAGCAUGCGAAGCAAUACCAGUCUAAAUGAUCCCUAUGCAUCUACUUCCACUUUAGCCAAAUCUGAUGUAAAUGGUAGUCAAGCUGCGCUUAUAUCACCUGUUCGUUCUGCAUCACCAGCUCGUCGUACGCCAUCGCCGAAUCGGAUGAUUUCGCCCAUUCGCGCUGCACAAACAUCUCCUGCUUCAGUGUCUAAUGCUGCCUCUUUUUCACAGCCAAGUGUCAUGCAACCUCAGCAACACAGUCAAUCUGGCUCUUUUGUUUCGAAUCAAUCAAAGACAUCGAAUGUGUCGUUUGAGGCAUCACAUCCACCUCACCCAACGCUGCUGGGUAAAACACAUCUCACCGGUAUUGCUACUGACGAUAGACCUGAUGGUCUUUCCGACAGUCUGAGUCACCUUAGUCUAGAUGUCAACACCACUGGCACAGGAUCACUUCGUGGUGACAUGGAUUUUGAAGAUUUUAGUUCAAUUGGAAACAGUACAACAGCCAAUGAUGAUCUGGCUGCAUUGAACGAUGAUGAGAUUGAUGCGUUAUUGAUGUGAAUAUCCUUUAUUGAUGAUGACUUAAUACAUUGGUUUUAUUGUUUUCAA